AUGAGAGCAGCUACGAGAAACAAUGUCACCAACAGACUAUUUAUGACAACUUUCCUAGUAGCUUUUUCCUCUGUUGCAUUAGGAUCAGUACUACCAUGCCCUGCGCAUACUCUGGACUCCGAUAGUCCAGUGCAUGAUGACCAGGCUCCGCAGAAGCGUAAGCCUGUAAGUCCUAAUACCAAGGACAUAUAA
Molecule: messenger RNA, 192 nt
Organism: Torulaspora delbrueckii
Lineage: Eukaryota; Fungi; Ascomycota; Saccharomycetes; Saccharomycetales; Saccharomycetaceae
Gene: COA2
Product: Coa2p
Exons: 1
Coding region: 1-192 (63 amino acids)
Biological process (GO): mitochondrial respiratory chain complex IV assembly
Cellular component (GO): mitochondrial matrix
Source: RefSeq, a predicted model, not a curated record